Messenger RNA from Sinocyclocheilus anshuiensis, 729 nucleotides. RefSeq names its product protein yippee-like 3. The record is from RefSeq and is a predicted model, not a curated record. Lineage: Eukaryota; Metazoa; Chordata; Actinopteri; Cypriniformes; Cyprinidae. The transcript has 5 exons. The coding region runs from base 291 to 650 and encodes 119 amino acids.
CUACGGAUUAUAUUCGGCUGCGACGUAUUGAGCACGCUGGCUUGCUUGAGUUUUGGGAAUUACGAAGCUUUCUGUUGACAUCACACGGUUUAGGCAGUAAAGCAGGUCGACAGACGGGGGGACACAAAGGAGGGAGUUGUGGGAAAAGCGCCGCGCGCCGCACGUUUGUUUGGUUUAGUGCGCUUGAUUAGUGAACGCUCAGGCUUCACGCCGUUGAGUUGAGCAGGCGUCUCUUCUGGCGACAAUACUGCGACCAGCGUUUGUCUUGAAGAAAUCGUUUAUAUUUAGACAUGGUGAAGCAGACCAAGGCCAAAACUUUCCAGGCCUAUCUGGACUCCUGUCACCGAUGCUACAGCUGCGUCCACUGCCGUGCACACCUGGCCAACCAUGAUGACCUAAUUUCUAAGUCAUUUCAAGGCAGUCAAGGACGUGCCUACCUGUUCAAUUCUGUGGUGAACGUGGGUUGUGGCCCAGCAGAAGAAAGGCUGCUGCUGACUGGUCUUCAUGCUGUGGCUGAUAUUUACUGCGAGAAUUGCCACACCACACUGGGCUGGAAAUAUGAGCAGGCAUUUGAGUUAAGUCAGAAGUAUAAGGAGGGGAAGUUUAUUAUUGAAUUAUCUCACAUGAUUAAGGAUAAUGGCUGGAACUGAAGCAUUAAGCCUUUGCUUUAACUUUCUGUCACUGCUUGCAGCUUCUCCAAGAACGUCAUGAGAUGCUUUCUUUUAUAUA